AAACAAUAUCAGAAAAGAAUAUACAACCUCAGAUCAUAUGGAAAUUGGACAAUCCCAAAAGGAAAUACUUUCCAACAUCUAUUACCAACCGAAUAAUCCAGCAGGUUUCGCUUCUUCAUUAAAACUUUUCAAUGCGGCUAAGAAAGAGAUUCCUAGUCUUACACAUGAGCAAGUUAAGAGAUGGUUAAAAAGCCAACUCACGUACACUCUACAUGCUCAAGCUAGAAGAAAGUUCGUAAGAAACCCUAUUAUCGUUAGUAAAAUAGAUGAACAAUGGGAGGCUGAUCUUGUUGAAAUGCAAGAAUUUUCGCGCCAGAAUAACGGCCAGAAAUAUAUUUUAACAGUGAUUGACUGUUUCAGUAAAUAUGCUUGGGCACGUGCACUUCCAAAUAAAUCAGCAAAGUCCGUUACUGAUGCUUUCAAAGAGAUUCUUUCUACAAGGUCUCCUGAUUCUUUACGAACUGAUAAGGGAAAGGAAUUCAUCAACAAAACAUUUCAAGAUCUUCUUUCAUCAAAAAACAUAAGGUAUUAUUCAUCAAACAAUCCAGAUAUUAAAUGUGCUAUAGUUGAAAGAUUCAAUAGAACUUUAAAAACCCGGAUGUUUCGGUAUUUCACUUCAAAAGGGACAAGAAAAUUUAUUGAUGUACUGCAGCAGUUGAUAAUUGCUUAUAACGGAAGUUUACAUAGAUCAAUUGGGGUUGCACCAAAAGAUGUGGAUGAUGAAAAUUCGGCUUCUAUUUUUAAAAAGCUUUAUGGAAAAACAUCAUUACGGGAAAUUUAUCAAAAAACACCCACAACACACAAGAUUAAAAUUGGUGAUGAAGUACGGAUGAAAUAUAAGAUAGGCCCUUUUGAAAAAGGAUUCUAUCCAAAUUGGACUGAUCAUGUAUAUAAAAUUUCUGCAAUAGAUAAAGCAAGUAAAAAACCAAUUUUCACACUUGAUGGUUAUGAUGGGACGAAAAUAGAGAAUAGAAAGUUUUAUGAAGAAGAACUACAAAAGGUUUAUGCAGAGGUACAUCGUAUUGAGAAAAUAUUAAAAAGACGAAUAUAUAAAGGAAAGCCCCAAUACUUUGUUAAAUGGUUAGGAUAUCCCUCAAGUUACAAUUCAUGGAUAGAUGCAACAGCGAUAACAACAAUAUCACAAUAAUGAAUGCUGAAAU
Messenger RNA from Panonychus citri (citrus red mite), 1160 nucleotides. RefSeq lists its product as uncharacterized. Bases 38 to 1147 code for a protein of 369 amino acids. NCBI's taxonomy places the organism in Eukaryota, Metazoa, Arthropoda, Arachnida, Trombidiformes, Tetranychidae. Gene Ontology annotation, biological process: DNA integration. The record is from RefSeq and is a predicted model, not a curated record. Gene Ontology annotation, molecular function: nucleic acid binding. The transcript has a single exon.